Otolemur garnettii (small-eared galago) is the source of this 1908-nucleotide messenger RNA. It is a transcript of the gene TMEM140, whose product is annotated as transmembrane protein 140. The coding region runs from base 468 to 1025 and encodes 185 amino acids. NCBI's taxonomy places the organism in Eukaryota, Metazoa, Chordata, Mammalia, Primates, Galagidae. The record is from RefSeq and is a predicted model, not a curated record. The transcript is spliced from 3 exons.
GGCACUGCAAGCCAGGCACGAGCUCAGGACUGCAUCUCUGAUUCCCUCUCCACUGUCCUCCCUCCUGGAGCCUGCCAUCAGAAAGCCAGCGAGAAGGAAGACCAACCAGACGGCCCUGAUUUCCUCCUCCUUUUCAUGACUGUUCCUGUGGGCUCUGAAUCUCCUUUUUGUAAGUACCUACAGAUACUGAAUACUGACAUUUUUUUGAAUCUUUCAGUUUCUCUUCCUCUCCCCCUACACCACAGGCUGCCCAGAUGCCCACCAUCUCGUUUAAACGAUGGCACCCAGAGACAAGUGGCCAUGGGAGUGGAGAAGUUUGGGUCAGCUUUCCUGAAAGUAGAGAUGACCCGCCUGGGCAGUGCAAAGAUGGUGUCUGCACCGGAGGCAGUUAGAAACCACUUUUAUGUGGGGCUCCGGGGGUGAGCCAAUUCCACCACUUGCCUGUCCCCUUGCAAAGGGCCACAGAAAUGGCCAUCCCGAGACCACGGUGCAGCGAACACCUGCCGUUCCUGUGCAUCCUGGGCCUCACAGUCGUGGUCCCCUCCCUGCUGUUCUACGCUCUGCUCUGGAAGGCUGGCAACCUCACUGACCUGUCCAACCUGAGAAUUGGCUUCUAUAACUUCUGCCUGUGGAAUGAGGACACCAGCUCGCUACAGUGUCUCCAAUUCCCUGAGCUUGAGGCCCUGGGGAUUCCUCGGGUUGGACUGGCCCUGGCCAGGUUUGGGGUGUAUGGGGCUCUAGUGCUCACCCUCUUUGCCCCCCUGUCUCUCCUCUUGGCCUGGUGCAACAGUGAUAAGGAACAGUGGAAGCUAGCUGUGGGCUUCCUGGCGGCAGCCUCCGUGCUAUUGUCCAGCGGCCUGGGCCUCUUCCUCUCCUACGUGUGGAAGUGGGUCAGGCUCUCCCUCCUGGGGCCUGGGUUUCUGGCUCUGGGCUGUGCCCAGGCCUUACUUAUCCUCUUGAUUAUGGCCGCAGUUGCAUUCCCUCCUAGAGCAGAGAAAGACAAGAGCCGGCUUGAGAGCUGCUAGCUAUCCGGAGGCUACUUGAUGCAACGGUUCAGUUCCAACUGCACAGAGACGGCGACAUGUCUCCUCCACUGUCUUAUUUCAUAGCUAAUGCAGAUGGAUCCCCAUGCAGAGCAGGAAGAGCCCCCAGCACUGAGGCGGCAAACAGGUGGUAAGGGAGGCUGGGGCACCUGCGGCUUCUUAGUACAGGAGUUUGUCCUUCAGAACUUCCAAGGACACCCUAAAACCACGCAGCUCAUUGUCACGUGAAUUCCAGCUUUAAUUAACCCACCGGAGCAGCUGUUACUCUACCCUCAGAAGUGGGGAAAGGGAAGCAUUCCUGUUCUGGGCCAGACUUCCAGGCUGAUUUGCCAAAUGCCAAAAUGGAACCCAGGGAAGGUUUAUGGCCACAAAUGGGAAUAUUAAAACAGAGAGCACCGUGGCAGUCCUUGGGCCUAGGUUAGCAAGCUUUUGCUCCUCUGUCUGUGGGGAAUGGGCCGAGAUGAGCCCUUCCCCAGGACAUGAUUGCAAAAGGCCCAGGAAUGAUCUGACAGACUCCACAAAGACGGAACAUAUGGGCACAAAAAGCAGCCUUGGUGGCUUUGAAGACUCCUCUGAAAAGGCCCCUGGACGUAAAGGGCAGAGUCAUCGCUGGUAAAUUAUUCCUAUGAUGAGAGCAGAAGUACACCAAAUACUGGGCAGGGGAAGGUGACCAGAACAAAGGGCUGUACACACGGGAUGCCACAUCCCACUUCUCAACCAGAAGUGGGAAGGGUGUAAACAUGACUUACACACUGGGUGUUUCAUGCACUUUUCAGCACCUGUAUAUUGGAAAACCUGUAUGACAUCUGAUUUACUCAUUCUGUGCCUGUCCAUAGCCAUACCAAAUACAGAGACAGAAAUGUGG